UCUUUCAUGCUGAACCAGAAGCACACACACACUUUACCUCUUCCUCCCUCUCUCUAUCUGAGUGUUUGUGUACCUUUUGCUCUGGUGCUUUUUCCCACUACUCCUCCCUGUGUGUGUGUGUGUGUGUGUGUGUGGAGAGGACCUGUGUGUUUCACUGGAAUCCUGUCUUUCUCUGGCUGGCCUGCCACGUCAAAUGACAGUCUGGAGCCCCGUGUCCUCAGGGAGCUGUGUGGCCGACCAGCCUGUCUCUAGUCUGGGGGUCUGUACAGGAACAGGACUGGCUCUUUCUGAGGUCUGAGGAGGACAACACUGAUCUCACCUGAACUGGAGUAGCCCAUUGAGGAGAUACUACUGCUCUGAAGGAAUCUUAUGGGAUACCCUGCUUCUUGAAUCCUGUGGAAUCCUCCCAGUGCUUUUUUUUUAGUCUGUUUUAUUUUGAUUUACUGUGAACCGUUGGUUGGUUGGUUUGGCUUGGAUAUGAAUGGUUUUCUGUACAGGGGGGGCAGGCACUAUGCUGGUGAUCGGCAGCCCCGGACCAAGAGUAUAGGACACAUGACUGAUUUCUUGUGUAAUGAGACAGAGAACGGCCCUCCUCCUCCUCUCCAGACCCACAGCCUCAGAGAGUUUGAACAGCACCUGAAAGACCUGAAGAAGGAGAACUUCAGCCUGAAGCUGCGGAUCUACUUCCUUGAGGAGAGGAUCCAGCAAAAAUAUGAGGACAGCAGUAACGAUGUCCACAAGAGGAACAUUGAAUUGAAGGUAGAGGUGGAGAGCUUGAAGCAGGAGCUCCAGGAGAAACACGAGAUUCUGGACAAGGCCCCGACGGCGGCGGCGAGCCUGACCAAUCAGAAUGAGGAGGAGCUGCAGCGUCACUGUGAGGAGCGGCAGCAGGAGAUCAGCCACAUUCAGGAGAUCCUCGAGACCAAGGUCGAGCUGCUGCAGGAGGAGGCCCAGUUAGCGCGGGGCGAGGCUGAGAAGAUGGCCUCUCUGGCAGAGGCUGAGUCCCAGUGCUGCCUGGCCCUGGAGAGAGAGAUGAUGAUGAAGAUGGAGGAGGAAGAGGAGAAGUGUGAGGGCGGGUCACUGGGAUCCAGGCUGCAGCAGGGGGCCCUGGCAGAGAAGGACAGAGUAAUAGAGGACCUGACUGAGGAGAGGAGGUUGCUGAGCCACCGGGUCGGAGAGCUGGAGGUCAGAGUUCACGACCUCAUGACUUCCCUCCAGAAGAAAGACAGGGAUGCAGAGUUGCUGCGGGGUGAGAUGGGUCGAGAGAAGAGUUGUAUCCAGCCAGAGAUGCAGAGGCUGCUAGAUGAACAGCAAGGCCAGCUUCGUCAGUAUGAGACUGCUGCAAGUCAGUGUGUUACUGAGCUCCAGAAGGCCCAGCUCCAGGUCCACUCUCUACAGGCCAAGAUCAGAGAGAGCGAGGCCAGGAACCAGAAGCUGCAGGUGCGACUCGGGGACAUGGAGUGCGAGCUGCGCCUGGUUAGAGAGAAGGCCCAGAGACAGGAACGAAACGUCCUCAACCUCACCGACACUGUCAACAGCAAGGAGACUGAGGCAGCAGAGUUGUACCGGGUCAUAGAGGAGCAGAAUAACGUGCUGUGUUCUUUGAAAGAGCUGGCCAACAGAACCCAGCUCCAGACACUCCAGGUGUCUGGGGCGGAGUUAGUGCGAGGGCAGGGGGAGGUGCUGGCCCUCCAGGGCUCUCUGUUCCAGGCCCAGCUGGAGCUGCAGGAAGGCCAGAGAGCCCAGCGGCAGGCCACCAGGAGGGAGGAGGACCUCACCAGAGCCCUGCACCGCCUGGAGAAAGACCUACAGGGAGUCAUGGAGCACAGACACAGUACUGAGAGACACAACCAGGACUUGCAUCUGGUGCUUGAGAAAGCUCGGUCAGAGCUGCAGCGGAAAGAGGAACAGCUGAAAGAGAAGAAGGGAGAGAGACAGAGAGAGGAGGAGGAGAGGGAGAAGAGCAUCCGAGAGCUGAGGACCUCACUACAGACCAAAGAGCAGCUGGUGCAGGAGUACUCCGAGUUGUUGGACCAACAGCAGGAGCCCAGCGAGAAGAGGGACACUCUCCUCACCAAACUUAAAGACCGUAUCAAGGACAGAGACAGAGCACUGGAGCGAGCGGUGGAUGAGAAGUUCCGACGUGUGGAGGAGAAGGAGGGAGAGGUGCGUCGGCUACAGCUUCUUCUCAGAGAGAAAGAGAGAGACCUGGAGAGACAACACUGUGUACUGUCCAACAACGAAGAGACCAUCACGAGCCUGGAAGUGCUGGUGCGUGGGAAGGGUUUGGAGCUGGAGCAGGUGUGUGAGGCAUGGAGGAGUGUACAGUGCCACCAUGAGGACAGGGAGGAGAGACACAGCCGCAGCCUGAGAGAGAGAGACACGCUCAUCAGCCAGCUACAGAACGCCCUGCACACACGUACCAAUGAGGCUGAGGACCUGACUGGAGCCCUGCUAGAUAAGGUGAAGGCAGGUCCCAGUGAGGUGGUGGAUGAGCUGAAGGCUCGCCUCGCUCUGAAGGAGAAACUGUUCCAGGAACUGCUGUCCGACCGCUGCCGCCAGGCCCAGGAGCACCACUCACAGGUCCAGGACCUGCUCAACACCAUCGGUACCAGAGACCAGUACAUCCAGGAAUCGGCAGGUCGUCUGAGUGAGGUGAUGAGUGAGCAGACUGUACGUCUCCAGGAGCUCCGCAGACAGCUAACCUCUUGCUCCCUUGCCUACGGGUCCCAGCUAGGCCUCCGGGGUCCAGACUUCCAGGGGACCAGCCAGGACCUCCGGGCCUUGCAGGAGGAACAGCGUCUGGCUCUGCGGAUGGAGAGGGAGACCCAGGCUGAGCUCACAGCCCUCAGGACCCAGGGCACUGCUAGGCCAGUUGACAGGCAGGCCGAGUUUGAGGAAUUCAGCUCGGAGGACAACGAUAAUGUUGAGGUCAACAGUAACUAUGCAGACAGCAAGGAGGAAGAGGAUUCCAAACUGACAGCUCGAACCCUAGCCACCAUGCAGAACUCUGGAGGACCUGGGAAGGGGAAGCUGUCCCAAGAAGCAGUGGGAGACGCCCAGGGGCUGGUGGAGGUGAAGCAGCUAGUGCAACAGAAGAGGGUGGUGGAGAGAGAGCUGCAGGAGCUCAAGGCUCAGCUGGUGAAAUCUGGCUUCUCCCUGACCAGGAUGAGGAAAGCCCUCUUCAGCCUACGCAUGGAGAACACGGAGUUGAAGGCUCACCAGACAGAGAGACGGUCAGAGACGGACCCCAGGGAUGAGCAGGGAUUCCUGGAAGAUGUGGGGGAUGAAGAAAUGCUGGAUGUGGAGGAGGAGGACGAGCAGCUGUGUGGGGUGGAUCUAUCUGGUGGCUGGGAGGAUGAGCGUCUGUCCCAGGGGAAGCGCUGUGCCCCCAGGCCCACCUUGAGAGACCCUGGCCUGGGGAAGAGGCACUGCACUAGGCCUGUCUCUCUGGACCUGGGAGACCUGCUGUCCCACUCCACAAAGGAAGGGGAAGACAUCACACCAAAUUAUACUCUAGUAACGCGUGCUACUGAUGAUGAUGUGGAGGAGGCAGGAGGAGGAGAAGCUGGAGACAGGAAGCAGAGCCCCACAGAAACAGUGAUGGUUGAGAAUGCUGUGCGGCUCCGGCUGAAGAGCAAAGAGCUGCAGGAGAGACUCAUGGUUUCUGAGGCCACCGUGGAGGCUCAGGCGGAGCAGCUCAGAGACGACAGAGAUCUACCGAUGGAGACGUCUGUGCAGCAGGAUAGUAAGCAGGUCCAGGUGGAUCUACAGGACAUGGGCUAUGAGACGUGUGGUCGCAGUGAGAACGAGGCUGAGAGGGAGGAGACCUGCAGCCCAGAGUUUGAUGAUCUGGAGAUGUGUACUUCUCUGGAAUGCGGCGGCUCCCAGUGGUGGUCAGGCGUUGUGCAUCCUGGGAAGGCCGGUCCUCCAACAUCAACCUCCAAGAAUGAUGACUUCACAUCUCUCCAGCGAUUGGUUGAGGACCUGCGUUCGCAACUCUCCCGCUCCCAGACGGUGAUCCGGAGCCUCCAGGGCCGCCUGCGCUCUCUCUCCACAUCCAGUGACCCCUUCGGCCACUCCAACGGCCCCUCCACCCCCCGCAAGGUCAAUUGGGCCAUCCAGUUCCAGUCCUCGCCCUCCCAGAGCGGCCUGGAUGAGGACGGGGGCUGGGAGUCGUCUGGUGGGGGUCUAGGGCCCUCCCCACAUCACCCCAAACCCGACAAGGAUCUCCAGGAGCUGGUGUUUCGCGUGGGAGCCCUGGAGGACCAGCUGAGGAAGGGCAAAGGGACCCAAGCAGGGACUCCAGGGCUCCCUGCAGAGGGAAAGGCUUGCAUCUGGCCUGGGCCUGGGAAGUUUGAUACCCUAAUACAGGCGCAGGCCCGUGAGCUGUCGCACCUGCGCCAGAGGAUGCGAGAGGGGCGUGGCGUGUGUCACAUCCUGACCCAGCACCUGGGCGACACCACCAAGGGCUUUGAGGAGCUGCUGCGUGCCAAUGACAUUGACUACUACAUGGGCCAGAGCUUCAGAGAGCAGCUGGCGCAGAGCAGCGCCCUGGCACAGCGAGUCAGCACCAAGAUCAGCGGACGCGAGUGGAGAGGUGAUCAUCCAGAGAUGCAUGAUGACAAGACUGGCACAGAGCUGCUCGCCAUACGGCUGAGUAAGGAGCUCCAACAAAAGGAUAAGGUCAUUGAGUCUCUCCAAGCCAAACUCAACCAGCGCCAGCCGCGCUCUGACACACCCUGCAGUAGCCAUGCCCUCUCUGACACCACUGACCAAUCAGACCGCAUUUCAUUUGUGUCUGAUGAUCAGGGCUCCACCAAUGAGGACCUGGAGCUGUGCUCAGACAUAGACGCAGCCAGCGAGUAUGGCCAGGAGGACAGACGUGCCUCCCCUAGAGCCAGUACAGAUUCCCACUGUAACAGUGUGCCCAUGUCACGCCACCCCUCCACCCCUCCAUCCAACACUUCAUCCCACAGAAACCAGUCCUCCAUCAGCUGUCUCAGCAUGCAGCCGCCAGGGGACACACAGACCCAGACAGGCCUCUACAGUGGGCCAGUAUCUCGUUCUCUCCUCACCCCUCCCCAGCCCCAGCCUCUCUACCACCCAGACCUCUUGUCACAGAGAGCCCCUCUGCUCUUUGACCCCUACACGGGCACCCUGCGACCCCAUUACCAUGGCAGCGGGCCCGUGGGCUUCUCCCUGGCAGAGGUUCACGGGGAGCUGCAGAUGUUACAGAGACAGCUGGGAGAUACUGAGCGUUUUUCAGUUCCUUCAGCCAAGCCGUUUGUUGGCUUCCAGAUGUCGGCAGAUCCCUCCAGUUACCUGGCCCAGCCUCUGUCCUACCACCCCUUCCACCCGUCUCCUCACAGUGGCCCCAUGAAGGCGGGCACCAGCCUCCUGGAGAGCAGUGCAAUGUGGGAUAUGGCUUACGGUGCUCAGCCAAUUAGAAUUGGCGCUGCUGAUUUGUCAUCAGGGUCGUCAGGAUACCAGUCUGGCACCAGCCAUACAGGUUCUGACCUAUUGAAGGAGCAGCUGAGGGAGAUCAGGAGUCUACGUCAACGCCUGGAGGAUUCCAUCCAGACCAAUGACCGCCUCCGACAGCAGCUGGAGGAGAGACUGGUCAACCAAGCCAGAGACAAGGGUGCCCCCACCAACAUCUACAUCCAGGGCUUGGACUCUGUCAGCCAGCUUUCCAGUGAGAUCAGAGCUCUGAAAGAGGAGAACCUCAGCCUGCAGGACCGACUCCAACAGGCCAGUAGAGACAGCAGUAAGGAGUCGGAACAGCUGCGGGAGGCGUUGCUGUUGGGGCGUGCCCGUGUGAAGGAGGCAGAGUUAGAGACCGAGCGGUGGGUGGAGCCGGGCAGGAAACUGCAGAAGCAGACACAGGCUCAGACUCUGGAGAUCACCCAGCUGAAACAGGACAGGCAGAACAACCAGGAGGCCAUCAAAAGGUUGCAGCACGAGGUGAAUGUCUUUGAGCAGCAGGUGUGUGAGAGCCGUGGCCGUAUCCACUCUCUACAGUAUAAGCUCCAGAUGUACCACAGAGUGUGUGGCGUCCCAAAGAAUACACAUACAGGUGAGGGGUCACACUCAGGGGAGUCUGCGCCCUUUGACACCAGGGACCUGCAUGUUCAGCUGGGGCAGCAGUUGACCUCUGCGACAUGGCAUCCUGGAGCGAAGAAACAGCUCUUCCACGACCCUGCUCUCUCUCCCCCUGUCCGAGAGACUGAACUCUUCAGCCCUGCUUCCCCUCUCUCCCCCACACUGGAUCCCCAGGAGACUGACUCUUCUCUGGAGGGCCGAGCCCCAGACGGCUCUUUUCCAAACCGUAAUGGCCACCACGCUGUAGGGCACGUUGAUGACUUCCAUGCCCUACAGCAGCAGAUGCUGGAGGGACACGUCCUCAUCGGCAAGAUGGAGGCUGCCCUCCAGGCCACUGCCAACCACGCUCUCCUGGAGCUCAGCCUGGAUAAGCCUGCGGAUCCUGGCUUUGCGAGUAGACUGCUGACCAGCACUAAGACCCUGCGGCAGAUCCUUGAGGAAGCCAACUCCUUGCUCAGAAAGUUCUGGAGGGCAGCCCUGCCCAGUUGUGAGGGGUACCCUCAGAGCACCAAGGAGCUGUCUCUAAAGGAUGAGGUCCACAUGCUCCAUCAGCGGAUCUCACAGCAGGAGGAGGCUCUCAGGGAUGCCAUGGAGACCCUGAAGCGCACCAACCGCACCAAAGACAGCAUGGAACACUUCAUCGUCAGCCAACUGUCGACAACAAAGGAUGUCUUGAAGAAGGCACGGACAAAUUUAGAGGUGAAAUCCCAAGAGGCUUCUGUGAGCUCACCCAUUCUGCUGGUUCGGGUGUUGUGAAGCAACAGAUAAAGGCUCCAUCACCCAGAACUCCUACCGUGGCCCAGUAAUACCCAGGAUCUGACCCAGGGGGUUAACAGACUGCACCCCCCACAGCCAGCCUUUUUGUGAUGCACCAGCUUCAGCGUCCUCCUAAUACUGGGAGACAGGACUCUUGCUGUUUUAAAGGAAACAAAGUGCAUAACAGGUCUCUGGUUAAAUAGAGGGGACACUACAGUUGCGGGGAGACAGUCUGAUAGUCAGUAGAGGUUCAACCAGGUGUUCUCUGUCAUGUUUAUGAAUGUCGGCGUCUGUCUAUCUCAGGUGUUAUGUAUAGCCAUUGUAGGUGCUACGAAGGUUUCUCAACUGAAGUGUUUCCCCUAUUUUACCUGAUAUACAGUACUAGUCAAAAGUUUAGACACACCUACUCAUUCAAAGGUUUUCUUUAUUUUUACUAUUUUCUAAUUUUGAGAUAAUAGUGAAGAUAUCAAAACUAUGAAAUAACACAUAUGGAAUCAUGUAGUAACCAAAAAAGUGUUAAACAAAUCAAAAUAGAUUUUAUAUUUGAAAUUCUUCAAAGUAGUCACCUUGCCUUGAUAACAGCUUUGCACACUCUUGGCAUUCUCUCAUCCAGCUUCAUGAGGUAAUCACCUGAAAUGCAUUUCAAUUAACAGGUGUGCCUUGUUAAAAGGUCAUUUGUGGAAUGUCUUUCCUUAAUGCGCUUGAGCCAAUCAAUUGUGUUGUGACAAGGUAGGGGUGGUAUACAGAAGAUAGCCCUAUUUGGUAAAAUACCAAGUCCAUAUUUUGGCAAGAACAGCUCAAAUAAGCAAAGAGAAAUGACAGUCCAUCAUUACUUUAAGUCAUGAAGGUCAGUCAAUCUGUAAAAUGUUAAGAACUUUGAACAUUUCUUCAAGUGCAGUCACAAAAACCAUCAAGCGCUAUGAUAAAACUGGCUCUCAUGAGGACCGCCACAGGAAAGGAAGACCCAAAGUUACCUCUGCUGCAGAGGAUAAGUUCAUUAGAUUUACCAGCCUCAGACAUUGCAUCCAAUUAAGCCUUCAUGGGAGAAUUGCUGCAAAGAAACCACUACUAAAGGACAUCAAUAAGAAGUAACACGAGCAAUGGACAUUAGAGUGGUGGAAUAUAUAUAUAGAUAUAUAGAUAUAGAUAGAGUACCAGUCAAAAGUUUGUACACGCAACUCAUUCAAGGGUUUUUCUUUAUUUUUACUAUUUUCUACAUUGUAGAAUAAUAGUGAAGACAUGAAACCUAUGAAAUAACACAUAUGGAAUCAUGUAGUAACCAAAAAUUUGUUAAUUUUAAUUUGAUUGAUUUUAUAUUUUAUAUUAUUCAAAGUAGCCACCCUUUGCCUUGAUGACAGCUUUGUACACUCUUGGUAUUCUCUCAACCAGCAUCACCUGGAAUGCUUUUCCAACAGUCUUGAAGGAGUUCCCACAUAUUUGACCCAAUUCAGGAAACUAGGCUUAUGUUGCAAGUCAUGACUUCACAGGAGAGCCGUUUAAAAAAAAAAAAAAAAAAAAUCAAAAUGGGAUUUUUGACAGAAAUGCUUUCUCGAACAUGUGAACUUUCAUGUGCCUUAGUAACCAACUUCUAUGUCAUCUGUAAAUACAAAUAAAAUUGUUAAAUUAA
Oncorhynchus masou masou (cherry salmon) is the source of this 8488-nucleotide messenger RNA. Its product is annotated as myomegalin-like. The transcript is spliced from 40 exons. Bases 478 to 6861 code for a protein of 2127 amino acids. Gene Ontology annotation, biological process: centrosome cycle; positive regulation of microtubule nucleation; regulation of Golgi organization. The record is from RefSeq and is a predicted model, not a curated record. Gene Ontology annotation, cellular component: centrosome; Golgi apparatus. NCBI's taxonomy places the organism in Eukaryota, Metazoa, Chordata, Actinopteri, Salmoniformes, Salmonidae. Gene Ontology annotation, molecular function: molecular adaptor activity.